AUUCUUUUAGCAUUACUACCAGUGGCUCUCGCCCAAUGCCCGAACAUGUGCAGUGGUCACGGUGACUGCGGUGCCGAGAACGUCUGUAGCUGCUUUGACGGCUUUGAUUAUGCUCCGGACUGUUCGCUACGCACAUGCUCCAAGGGCAUUGCCUGGGCCGAUAAAGCUUAUGCGGUUGAUCUCGCACACUCUAUGGCGGAGUGUUCAAAUGCCGGUCUGUGCAAUCGCGAUACGGGCAAGUGUGAGUGCUUUGACGGCUACACUGGGCUCGCCUGCCAACGAUCGGCUUGCCCAAACGACUGCAAUGCAAACGGGAUGUGCUUGACUCUGAGUCGACUCGGCCAGCUCUAUGGCGUCGACUAUGACCACCCGAGCGUCGGUGGUGACGGCGUUGGACCGAGCUACGGAAAUUGGGACAAAGACUCAGUCACCAGCUGCUUUUGCGACCCUGGCUUCAGUGGCCCCGACUGUUCCCGGAGCGCCGACGAUGUGACAGAGUAUGAGUACUGUGGACGCCGUGGACAAUGUGACUUUACUUCGGGCACGUGCUACUGUAUUGAUGGCUACGAAGGUUCCACUUGU
Messenger RNA from Aureococcus anophagefferens, 582 nucleotides. RefSeq lists its product as hypothetical. The annotation marks the transcript as partial. NCBI's taxonomy places the organism in Eukaryota, Pelagophyceae, Pelagomonadales, Pelagomonadaceae. The transcript has 4 exons. The record is from RefSeq and is a predicted model, not a curated record.